GGCGGGCGAGGAGGUCGGUGGGCGAGGGCGCGACGAUGCAUGCCGGUCGGCCCCGCUCCCGGGACGCCGGCGGGGCGCUGUUUCUGUUUCACAGGUGGAGGAGAAGCGCCCGGCCGCGCGCGUUGGGAUGCACAGCAGCUACCGCGCCAUGGGUUUGCCCGCCGCCGGAGACCGCGUGCUGCUCCUUCUACUCGCCUUCGGCUUCAGCCACGAUGCCCUGGUGCGCGUCGUCGGCGCCAUCGAGAUCACCAAGCUGACCGUGCCGCGAGUGGUCGAGAGCGGCCGGCAAGGCCCGUUCGAGCUCGACUGCCAGUACCGCUGCAACGAGUCCGACUCGAAGCUGGUGGUCAAGUGGUUCUUCAACGGCGAGACGCAGCCCUUCUACCAGUGGAUCGCCGAGCUGGAGGACCCCGUGGUGACGGACCGCUACGCCGACGUCAUCGACAUGGACAGAUCGCACGCGCCGGGUGGCGCCGAGGCCUGCAACGUGCACACGUGGCACCUUCGCCUGGUCAGGCCCACCAUCGACAUGAGCGGCAAGUACCGUUGCGAGGUGCUCACGCUCGCGAACCAGGACAGCGCCGAGGCGUCCAUGAUGGUGUUCGCGCCGCCAUCGACGUUCCACUUCAACUACACCAAGUCGAGCUCGGAACGUGCCACGCUCCUCUGCGAGGUCGACGGCGCGUUCCCGAUGCCGCACCUGAAGAUGUACCGGCUCCUACCGGACUCGGACGACGACAAGGCGGAGCUGGUCAACGUGCAGCUAACGACCGAGCGCAGGGACGGCCUGUACCGCGCCGCCAUGACGAGCGAGGUGCUGGACGCCAGCCUGCCGCAGGACGAAGAGACGGUGUUCCUGUGCAGCUACUCCUUCAAGGAGAUCAAGUACCACCGCUUCCAGAGGCUCGUAUACGUCCCCGGCCGACCGGUCAGGGCCGUUGGAAGCCAUAGUGCCCGCUCCAUGAACAGAGACCCGCAUGGUGCGCCUGCUGAAACAGAUGAAAACAUCACAAACUCUGCAAGGUGCUUGAAGCCACUUCUGCUGACUUUGCUACUGAGUCUGAUUCUCGGCCUCUCCUAGCCGAGUGCUGCCUUGUUAUCAAGACGGCGCAAACCCUACUUUCGUCCAGUCUAGCCUAUCCUGAGCUGACUUCAGCAGAAGGGAGUCUUCAACAUCGAACCCGUCUCACUCGACCCGAAAAGGACGUCAAGCGACAUAUUCAAGACGUGCCUUCCUUCCUUCCUUCGAUUCGUACAGGUCGCCGCACCCCGUGCGAUGCCUGUCACCGUUUUAAAUGAGGUUCCAGAAACCAUCGUCCCUUGAUGACAGAAUGUGAGAGGGAGCGUCAAAGCGCCCUUUCUUGUCCUUUUUUUUUUAAAGCGAAAACCAAAGAGGCUCCUAAUGCCAGACUUGUACAGUGUGUAACCAAGAAUUAAGGCUUACAUUGUGUGUCCUGCAAGACGUUUUUGUUCAUUUUUUUUAACUAGCCCUUUGGAAAAGAUUUGUUGCGCAUAAAUGUGUGAUUAACGAUACGAAACGAUAUUUAGUAACCGCCACCGCAACAACGGCAAGGUUGCGCAAUUCGUUAUUAUUUUCUCAUAAACCCUGCAGCUUCGAGAUCGAAGUUAUCGUAUUCGAGAUGCUGCAGUUUAAAUGUGACGCUACAGCAUAGGCACUGUAAAGAAUAUUUAUUGUACUCGAGUACUUUAUCGCGCUGUCUACGGCACGCGAUAUACUUAGUUUUUAGUUUUCUAUCAAGGUCGACAAGUUCGAGUUGAGUAAACUUGGUGUCUCCGCUGCAGCCUCCCAGAAGGCAGUAUCCUUUCUUCGUGCCCAAUCGCGUAUCUUAGGCAGCUUUCAACUAACGCACUGAAAUAACGUACCACAGCUAUGCACGCUUUUCAAUUAAAGAAGACGCACUGCGUCUGGAGCACUCGGCGCAGUUCAUCACUCCGCUUCAGUUCACGACGACUACGUGGCGAAAAUAGAACGUAAGAAUGAAAUGAUCAUUCAGGGGUCACGUCGAGGCUCGUACACAAGUGCUGGUGGUUUCAAACACGAAAGAGUCCUCGUAAGGCAGCGUUUGAAGGUUCAACGUAGUCGUGUAUAGUAAGUGUUUGUCCCUUUGUUUUGUCCCGAAAUAUGCUAGUCCUUGCCGAAGCCGUCCCUUCGUGUAUAUUAGUAAUAUAUUUUGGUCUGCCAGACACUGUCCUCACACCAUCUCCUAACAUAAAUGUAGAUCAGUGUCCUCGAAUGUCAAGCACUUCGCUAUAUAUUCGUUUCUACCAACGCAAGAAAGAAGUGAGCUCGCUUUAACACAUACAUCAACUCGGGCAGAUUUAAACAGUCUACUAUCUGUAACCUGAAAUAAUAUUCCUCGUUAUCUUUCCAUGUAUUAAUCAGACUUGCAAAAAUACCGUAUUUGCACUAUUCUAACGCGCACUUUUUUUUAAAAUAAAAGGUGCGUCAACAUUUGCGUGCGCAUUACAAUCGUAACUAAUUCUAUUUACAAUCGAAAAUGAAACAGAUUCUUAAAAAAAAAAAGAAAGCUCUAUGUGAGGUAGCUAGCCACACUGCCAUCGAACGGGUCGUCUGAAGAAAGCGACACUCGGCGAUAUCGCAAGCUCGGUCCAUGGUGCGUGGAAUCUCCUAUACCGCAGUUUAGUAGAGUAGUUUGCUGGGCCAGUUGGUGCAUGGUGAACGUAUAACGGUUUUCAGCAAGUACGGACGCGAGCACAAGUAAGUAGAAAUGGACAGGACAACGCUGGACUUACAACUGAAGCUUGCACAAGUAAGCAGAAACGGACAGGACAACGCUGGACUUACAACUGAAACUUCAGUUGUCAGUCCAGCGUUGUCCUGUCUGUUUCUACUUACUUGUGCUCGCGUCUGUACUUGCUGGAAACCGUUAUACGUUUUCCUAUACCGCAGACGAUGGUUGCCCGAGUCUCCAGAAGUGUGGCACUUCUAAUGCAUUAAAUUGAACUGAAUAUGACUUUGUGUGGUCGAUAUACAGCGAAAAGGAGGUGUCGUCGGACUCCGAUAGCCACUAGCCGCUAAGAUUCAGCUGUGUGCGUGUCUGUGUGCCUCUAUAUGUUUUAUAAUAUCGUUUCAACACAGUAUGCGUCGACUCAGGUUCCGUUACUUGAUGUGCACGGUAGAAUCGUCACCAAAUUAUUUUUUAUAUAUUUGGGCGGGGAUUUACCUGCGCGUUACAAUCGGUGGCGCGGUAGAGUCGUGCAAAUACGGUAUAUAUGCCGGCAGAGACGUCUAGGAUCUUUUUCUUUGUACAAGCCAAGCACAUUUUCUCAGUCGCAGUCGCGUUAUCUGACUCGCUGAGGCAGACACCACAGAGGCGUCGGUUCCCGAAACCUGACAAGCACCUUUAUCUGGAGUGUAUCUAAAAGAAAAGCUGAACGCUUUGGUUGCUGCUGACAAACACGAUGGUAUUGACAAGUUGCACUUACAAGUACAUUUUACAAGUCAUCCUACGACGCGUUCAACGCAACACAAGUUGUCCACUGUAUUAUAUGCCCCAUGUGCGCGUAUAUAAAACGGCUGCACGCGUUUUAAAACGAGUUCAGGGUUCUGUAGAACGAACGUAACGAGAAAGAAGCAUCAGGCGCAUGCUUACAGAAGACACGCAAUUCUGGGUGCAGUGUUUACAAGACAAAAUGUUGGAGACGUUCAAAAGAAGUAACAGGCGCCGGUCAAUCCAGAUAAUGAACAGUCCUUUAUAGCGAAGGUAGCAGGCCUGUGACGGACAUCCUUACAAGCAUCGAUUCAGACUUAAAUAUUUAAUGCACACUUGUAGCAUAUACUAUAGGCUCUUGACUAAGGUUCCUAACUGUCAAAACAGCCGCGCGCUGCGUGCCGUAUCACAUUGCAGGUGAACUCGGCUGCAAAGACAUGCCACAAAUGGAAGCAAAUUUUCCCAACUCAGUCGCAUUACACGCCUAGAAUGACGGCUCCCAAGUUUUUUUUUUUUUCAUGUACUGCAAGGCCAGUUUGUUGAAUCAGUGCUGUAUCGCAAAGCAACCUUUUUUAACCCUGGCACGAAACUUUGUGGACGUCUUAAACGUGGCAGAAAACAAAAAUACACGAAUGAUAUAGUGUUUGCUUGGAGAUAAACACGAGAGGAACGCGUCGCACACACCACAAUUCUCCCCCUAGAAGCAAACGACUUAAGCUUUAGCCUUUGAUGAAAGUAAGCGCGAGCUAACAAUGUGAUGCCACGAGCCCCUGGCACUUACCUAGAACUAGUCACAUCAUCAAAAAUGAAAAAUGGCCGAGUGUAACAAGAAAAUAUUUAUACAAAAUUCUUCUUUUGGGUGCUCUUGGUGUGUAGAGAACGUGUGCAUUUUCCCUUAUCUUAUAGUAGAAGUAAAGGUUGUAAAUAAUAUACCUCGAUGACGUUCUUGUUUGAACCGCUUUGAAUGCGCAUAUUCGUUAUUGUUCACGGUCACUGAAACUAAACUAUAAAGUACAGUGCGAAUUGUUCUGUUUCCUCAAGCACAAAAUAAUUAUAAUUCGUCACUCAGCAUCCGUGGCCUACGACUUCAUAAAAAAAAUUGUAAAUUGAAAGCUUGCGCCAAAUUUCACAAUGCGCACUAAGCAUUCUGCAUCUUAUAGAUUACGCACAUGACGUUAUCAUAGUAAAAACCUUCUUUUAUGUACUGUGAAAUGAUUAUUCCGCAAUAUAGCAUUACAUGUGUUUGAUUGUUCGUUAUGGGUAUACUUCUUUUUCUGUAAUUUAUAUUGAUUCUUCAUGUGCUGAUGCUUCCCUAUGCUUGUUCAUUUGCGAAAGGACUACUUAAUGACACAACUGCACUUUGCUAUUAAGCUAUGCAAAUGGGCUACCUUGUACACAAAAGUUUUUGGCAUGUGUUUUUCCAGUUCACACAAUGAAGGUUUUAGUUAUAAGGCACAGUAUUUUUAUAGUGCGAGUGUAUACCUGUUGCAAUUUGUCAUGUACAGCGUUUGGAGUAAUAAACGUGAUCAUCGCUUGCAA
Molecule: messenger RNA, 5012 nt
Organism: Dermacentor albipictus
Lineage: Eukaryota; Metazoa; Arthropoda; Arachnida; Ixodida; Ixodidae
Source: RefSeq, a predicted model, not a curated record